Molecule: messenger RNA, 1104 nt
Organism: Calliphora vicina (urban bluebottle blowfly)
Lineage: Eukaryota; Metazoa; Arthropoda; Insecta; Diptera; Calliphoridae
Product: transcription factor Adf-1-like
Exons: 2
Coding region: 62-991 (309 amino acids)
Molecular function (GO): DNA binding
Source: RefSeq, a predicted model, not a curated record
AAGUUGUUUGUAGGUAUUUAAUAAAACAUUUUAACGAAACUAUAGUUUAGUUGCGCGAGAAAUGUCAAACGCCAUGGACAGAUUAAAGUUAAUCGCUGAAAUUCGGCAGAGACCAGUAUUGUGGGAUUUUCAAAGCAUCGAGCAUAAAUCACGCGAAUAUGCCCCAGAAAUGUGGAGAGAUGUGGCUCAGAUUAUGGGAACAGAUGUUGAUGAAUGCAAGCGUAAAUGGAAAAAUUUAAGGGACGCUUAUCGGGCAGAAGUUAAACGUAUUGAGUUACGCAUCGAAAGAGAUCUGUUAAAGGGCUCAUAUGAUACCAACGCUGAAUAUAGUAGUAAGUGGGCUUUCUUUGAAGCCAUGAAAUUUAUUGAGGACUCCAAAAGGCCACGUCGCAGUAGAGUUAACGAAAAUCCAAAUUUAUCUUCUAAUGACAAUUAUAAUGACGACAAUGACUCUGAUCAAUUUGCACAAUUUCAUAAUGUGGAGAGUAUUAAAUUGGAACCAGAUGCUGAAAUGGACACAGAUGUGUAUUUGUUGGACGACGAAGAUGAUGACAAUAAAACUCAAAUGUAUAGUGAACAACUAUUAAGGGAAGCCGAACAAAUACAAAGAAAUAAAUCCCCUCAAUCAAUACCCGGACAAAAUUCACCACAAAAGCAAAAUCAAGCACAGAAGGAUAGACCAACGUCUACACAUUGUAAAUGUACUAAACGCUCUUAUGAUCAGGUGCAUUUCUUGGAAGAUCUCGAAAAGGAGGAGCAAAAUUUAAUGAAAUCCACACGUUUGGAUAUAACACGUACCAAUGAUUUGGGUCAUGUUGGCGAUUCCGACUAUAAUUUCUUGGUUAGUUUUUUGCCGCAAAUGAAAAAGAUGAGCGAUUUGCAAAACUUACAGUUUCGUGCAAAAAUUACUGAUGUAGUUUUGAAUAUUAUGUCGCAAUCUAUGGCAAACGUUACAAUAUCUGUUUCCUCAUCGCACAAUAAUCAUUCAUAGUCUAAUAAUCAUUCAUAGCUUAAUUUGUGUAAGAAAUUUAAUUUUAUUUUGUUAAUAUCAGUUUUUAAGACAUACUUGCAUAUUUCAAUAAUAAAUGACUAUAAAUAUAUAUA